AUGAAGAGGAGACAGAAGCGAGUGUUGCAAAUGGCCUUCGUAUUCAUGGUGGCUUUGAUAUUUCUGCCAAACGUCGGACUGUGGUCUUUAUACCGGGAGAAACACCUGAUGAAGUCGCACGAGGCCGGCGAACAGGGCUUCUCGCUGGGGCUGAGCGAAGGACACAUUUACACCUGGACGGACGGCUUGAGGAGGAGAGACUGGCAUGAUAACGAGAGCAUCAGGCGAGACGAACUGCGUGUCGGGAAAGGGGAGCACGGCAAGCCCUACCCUCUGGCUGAGGAUGAGUGUGACGACUCGGUUUACAAGGAGAACGGCUUCAACAUCUACGUUAGUAACAACAUCGCCCUGGACCGCUCUCUACCAGACAUCAGACAUCCAAACUGCAAGACAAAGCUGUACCUGGAGAACCUUCCCAACACCAGCAUCAUCAUCCCCUUCCACAAUGAGGGCUGGUCGUCCCUGCUGAGGACCAUCCACAGCAUCUCCUACCGCACCCCAGACCACCUCAUCGCUGAGAUCAUACUGGUGGACGACUACAGUGACAGAGAGCACCUGAAGGGCCGUCUGGAGGAGUACAUGGCCCGGUUCCCCAAAGUGCGCAUCGUUCGGACCAAGAAGAGGGAGGGUCUGAUCCGUACCCGUCUGCUGGGGGCCUCGGUGGCCAAGGGAGAAGUCCUCACCUUCUUGGACUCUCACUGUGAGGCCAACGUCAACUGGCUGCCCCCCCUGCUUGACCAGAUUGCCCAGAACCCCAAGACCAUCGUGUGCCCUAUGAUUGACGUGAUCGACCAUAACCACUUUGGAUAUGAAGCCCAGGCUGGGGACGCCAUGAGGGGAGCCUUCGACUGGGAGAUGUACUACAAACGCAUCCCCAUCCCUCCAGAGCUCCAGGGCCCCGACACAAGUGAUCCCUAUGAGUCUCCAGUGAUGGCCGGAGGUCUCUUUGCCGUCAACCGUCAGUGGUUCUGGGAGCUGGGUGGCUACGACACUGGCUUGGAAAUAUGGGGCGGAGAGCAGUACGAGAUAUCGUUCAAGGUAUGGAUGUGUGGGGGCAGUAUGUACGACGUACCAUGCUCCCGAGUAGGACAUAUCUACAGGAAAUACGUCCCCUACAAAGUGCCGUCUGGAACAAGCCUAGCCAGAAACCUGAAGAGGGUGGCUGAGACAUGGAUGGAUGAGUACACAGAGUUCAUCUACCAGCGUCGUCCAGAGUACCGCCACCUGUCCACCGGGGACCUGACGGCCCAGAAGGAGCUGAGGAGACACCUCAAGUGUAAAGACUUCAAGUGGUACAUGAACGCUGUGGCCUGGGACCUGGCCAAGUACUACCCCGCUGUGGAGCCGCUGCCUGCCGCCUGGGGAGAGAUUCGUAACGCUGCAUCAGGUCUGUGUAUAGACUCCAAGCACGGCCCCACAGGGACCGAGCUGCGACUGGACGCCUGUCUGAAGGAGGGGGCUGAACGCACCUGGGCACACGAACAGAUAUUUACAUUUGGCUGGAGAGAGGACAUCAGGCCAGGGGAUCCUCUCCACACCAGGAAGUUCUGCUUUGACUCCAUCUCCCAGAGUUCCCCUGUCACACUGUACGACUGCCACGGCAUGAAGGGCAACCAGCACUGGCGCUAUAGGAAGGAUAAAUUGCUGUACCACCUGGUGAGCAGCGGUUGCAUGGACUGCAGUCCCGGUGAUAAGAGGAUUUUCAUGAAUAAAUGCGACCCUGGGUCGGAGACACAGCGGUGGCUGUUCCAGAGAGCCAACGCCACCGUCCUGGACAAAUUCAACAGCGCUGCGGCUGCCAGCUCCUAG
This is a messenger RNA of Salvelinus namaycush (lake trout), 1809 nucleotides long. Its product is annotated as polypeptide N-acetylgalactosaminyltransferase-like 6. The record is from RefSeq and is a predicted model, not a curated record. Gene Ontology annotation, cellular component: Golgi apparatus. Bases 1 to 1809 code for a protein of 602 amino acids. The transcript is spliced from 12 exons. NCBI's taxonomy places the organism in Eukaryota, Metazoa, Chordata, Actinopteri, Salmoniformes, Salmonidae.